GCGAGAGUGGUCGCAGCAUCUACUGAAUCUGGUUACGUUCUGAGAGGGCACAGAGCAUACGUUUUGUGCUUCGUCCUUCACAACAAUCACACACUGAGCUCGGUCGUUGCCAAAGCUCUUGCACAUCAGGAGAAGGAUUAUACAUUCACAAUGGCUGCUCCACCUGUCGAACUUUUCGCCUUGCGCCUGGAGCCAGGCGAGCCGCUCCACCUGGACCCAGACCGCGACUUUGUCAUCACGAACAUCUGCUUUGCCGACGAUGAGGGCGCAGAGGACCUGCCGGAGGGACAGACGACCAUUGUGAAAGUACACCAUAUCCCUGUGCAGGCGCCAUUCGGACUCGACGACAUUGACGAAGACGACAGCGAUUUUGACGACGAGGAGGACGAUGACGAGGAGGGAGAGAGCGACGAAAGCGGCACCGCCGAGGAGAAGCAGGAGAAGAAGGAAGCGCAAGAAAUUGCUGUUAAUGGCAGCAUCAAGGAAGCCGACAAGGCUCCAGCCGAUGGAGAGAGUGAUGAUGACGAUGAUGAUGAUGACCUGCUUGAUCUCGACGAGAUCGAGGAGAAGGUCUUCUCCCUUGCUCGGCUGACGACUGGUCGGGUCGAGCAAGUCACUACAUCGCUUCAAAUCUGCUCAGAGGAGCUCAUCAGCUUCAGCUUGGCAGGCAAGAACCCGCGCCCGGUCGACUUGCUCGGCUCGUAUCUCGCUCCGCCCGAGUCGUACAACACCGAGCCCGACUCGGACGAGGAACUGCUAGAUGACUACUCGGACGAGGAUGAGGAGCUGGACAGCGACGAGGAAGACGAAGACGAGGAAGACGAAGACGAGGAAGACGAUGAGGACGACUCGGAUCCCGAGGUGGAAGAGUUUAGCAGCGACGAGGACGCAGACGGCGUCAUCGACCACGACGAGCUGGCUGCGCUGCUGAUGGGCGGCGGUGAUGAUGACGACAGCGACUCGGCAGAAGAAGCGCCAGAACGCUUCCAGGAAAUCAAGGAGAAGCCCUCAUCUGCGGCCUCUAGCAAGGGUAAGAAGCGCGCCCGCACAACGGAGGAUGACUCGGUCGACGCCGAGAUGGCGGACGCGUCGGUUGACGUGCCUGUCUCGAACGAGGAGCUCAAAGCCGCUGCCGCCGCCGAAGGGAUCGACCUGGCGAACCUGAGCAAGAACCAGCGGAAGCGCCUCAACAAGAAGCUCAAGGCACAGGGAGGCGCUGCCGUUGCCCCACCUCCUGCAGCAGCAGCAGCAGCUGCUGAUGCUGUUACUGCAGCAAAGAAGCCUGCGAAAACGGAGGCGAAGCAGGUCAAGAUCGCCCCUACCGCUACGGACAACAAGGGUAAUGUGCACAAGGUCGCCGCAGAGGCGCAGCAGGGCGGCAAGAAGACGACGCUAGCGAACGGUCUGGUUAUCGAGGACAAAAAGACUGGUGCGGGUCCGCAGGCGAAGCCGGGCAUGAAGGUCGGCAUGCGGUACAUUGGCAAGUUUAAGGAUGGCAAGAUCUUCGACAGCAACACCAAGGGCGCGCCGUUCAGCUUCCGCCUGGGCAAGGGCGAGGUGAUCAAGGGCUGGGACGAAGGCGUCAAGGGCAUGCAAGUCGGCUCGGAGCGCCGCCUGACUGUGCCGCCUUCGCUGGGAUACGGCAGCAAGAAGACGGGCCCGAUCCCGGCCAACUCGACACUGAUCUUUGACAUCAAGUGCGUUAACCUCAAGUGAGCGGGGGGUAGUCAUGCUCCAAAAGAAAAGAUGGAGAGUUUCCAUUUCUUGUGUUCUUAGAUAGACAGCCCUCUUUUGGCAUGCGGUGCCGCAUCCUGUACCUGCUAUGCUGUGCUAUGCUAUUCACUCCACUUUGCUCUCAU
Messenger RNA from Tilletiaria anomala UBC 951, 1859 nucleotides. RefSeq lists its product as uncharacterized. The coding region runs from base 151 to 1716 and encodes 521 amino acids. The transcript is spliced from 3 exons. The record is from RefSeq and is a predicted model, not a curated record. Gene Ontology annotation, molecular function: macrolide binding; peptidyl-prolyl cis-trans isomerase activity. Lineage: Eukaryota; Fungi; Basidiomycota; Exobasidiomycetes; Georgefischeriales; Tilletiariaceae. Gene Ontology annotation, cellular component: chromatin; nucleolus.